Messenger RNA from Dothidotthia symphoricarpi CBS 119687, 1269 nucleotides. RefSeq names its product acyl-CoA dehydrogenase NM domain-like protein. Gene Ontology annotation, cellular component: mitochondrion. Gene Ontology annotation, molecular function: acyl-CoA dehydrogenase activity; flavin adenine dinucleotide binding. The record is from RefSeq and is a predicted model, not a curated record. Bases 7 to 1104 code for a protein of 365 amino acids. The transcript has a single exon. Lineage: Eukaryota; Fungi; Ascomycota; Dothideomycetes; Pleosporales; Dothidotthiaceae.
UCGGCUAUGUGCCGUGCUGCUGUGCCAGCCGAGGCUGUGGCCGCAUGCGGCAAGACAUAUAAGGGCGGCGGGCAGGUACACACGCACGCACACACACGUCACGUCACGCAGGCACACACGACCCGCACCAUGGCCUCCAUAGCAAAGACGCUGCGCCCACUCGCGCGCACGGCAGCCGCCUCGUCGCCAGCAUCACGCCCACUGCGACCCGCCGCCGCCGCCCGCCGCCUCGCCCCGCAGCACACAGCCCGCCGCUGCCUCUCGACGACAGCAGCACGGCGCGAGGCGGUCGACAUCUCGGACAUCCCGCCGACGCCCAUCACGCACCUCUCGGAGACGGAGGCGCUCAUGGGCGAGACGGUGGCCAAGUUCGCCAACGAGGUGAUCCUGCCCAAGGCGCGCGCCAUGGACGAGGCCGAGGCCAUGGACCCGGCCGUGGUCGAGCAGCUGUUCGAGCAGGGCCUGAUGGGCAUCGAGAUCCCCGAGGAGUACGGUGGCUCGGGCAUGAACUUCACCGCCGCCAUCAUCGCCAUCGAGGAGCUGGCGCGCGUCGACCCCAGCGUCAGCGUCCUGUGCGACGUGCACAACACGCUCGUCAACACGGCCCUGCUCAAGUGGGGGUCGGCCCAGCUGAAGAAGGAGUGGCUGCCGCGCCUGGCCACCAACACCGUCGGCUCCUUCUGCCUGUCCGAGCCCGUCUCCGGCUCCGACGCCUUCGCCCUCGCCACCAAGGCCGUCCGCACCGACGGCGGCUACAAGAUCAGCGGCAGCAAGAUGUGGAUCACCAACAGCGUCGAGGCCAACUUCUUCAUCGUCUUCGCCAACCUGGACCCCAGCAAGAAGUACAAGGGCAUCACGGCCUUUGUCGUCGAGAAGGGCACCCCGGGCUUCUCCAUCGCGAAGAAGGAGAAGAAGCUGGGCAUCAAGGCGAGCAGCACGUGCGUCAUCAACUUCGACGACGUCGAGAUACCCGCGGGGAACCUGCUGGGGAACGAGUUCGAGGGCUACAAGUACGCCAUUGCGCUGCUCAACGAGGGGCGCAUCGGCAUCGCGGCGCAGAUGACGGGCCUGGCGCUGGGUGCAUGGGAGAAUGCCGCUGGGUAAGCAUGCCCCGCUCUGCACCCCACCCCACUCCGUCUCCCUCUCCACUGCUAACACGUCCGCAGCUACGCGUGGAACGACCGCAAGCAGUUCGGCCAGCUCAUCGGCGAGUUCCAGGGCAUGCAGCACCAGCUCGCCCAAGCCUACACCGACAUUGCCGCUGCUCGC